Molecule: messenger RNA, 4750 nt
Organism: Scophthalmus maximus (turbot)
Lineage: Eukaryota; Metazoa; Chordata; Actinopteri; Pleuronectiformes; Scophthalmidae
Gene: slc22a23b
Product: solute carrier family 22 member 23
Exons: 10
Coding region: 717-2597 (626 amino acids)
Biological process (GO): transmembrane transport
Cellular component (GO): membrane
Molecular function (GO): transmembrane transporter activity
Source: RefSeq, a predicted model, not a curated record
GUCCCGGAACUCAACGACCCCCCCCCCCCCACCCCCCAAGUGGACCGGAGGUGGACCGGGGGAGCUCGCGGACGUUGCGCACCCAAAGGGAGCGAGUGAUGGUGCGCACCUGCGGGAGGGUCACGGGCUUUGGGACAGGUACGAGACCUGUGGCGCGCGUGGAUGGAUGACGGUCCGGCAGCAGAUGUGUAGCGGAGCCCCACUCUGGAUGUAGCAGCUCGCCGCUCCACGUUCCGCCUCCACUCGGCCAGCGGCGGCAGCAGCAGCAGCAGGCCUGGCCCGGUUCGGCUCGGUUCGGAUCCCGCCGCAGGAGCUGCUGCACUUAUGGAAUAUGAAGCACAUGCUCACGAGCAUGCCUGCCCGUCCGCGCGCACCCCUCCCCGGGAGCUCCUCUCCAGCCCUGUCCGCUCGGACAUCCCCUGGUCGCUUCGAGCCCCCCGCGCCAUGAGGGCGACUGCUCGGUGAUUCGGUGCCCUCUGCACGCCUGAACGGACCGGACCGGACCGGACCGGAGCGGAGACACCCCCCCUCUUGAUUUUGGAUCGGGCUUCUGUUGGCUACCACUACACACACACCGGAUUUAUCUGCGGCCGUGGGCUUUUCUUUGUGCCAAAGGGGCUUAACGCAGUGCGCGCACACGGCACCGGAGCGGGGGGCUUCACUCGAACCCCCUCCGCUGCGCCCAGCUGCUCUCUGCUCUUUGUGGCCGGGCCGCGAUGGCAGGCGGCCGGUCGCAGGAGGCGCAGGACCACGCGCCCGAGAACGGCUUCACUCCGCUGGAGCAGCCGGUGCCGCGGCUGCUGCCGCGCAUCGACGGCUCGGUUCUGCCGUCUCUGGGCGGCUUCGGGAGGCACCAGCGGCAGAUCGUGGUGCUGACCUGGAUACCGGCAUUGUUCAUCGGCUUCAGCCAGUUUUCGGAUUACUUCCUGCUGGCGCAACCCAACGGCGCGUGUCUGCGGCCGCUGGCCAACGAGAGCGACUGGACCGCGGCGUCCGCGCCGCUCGCGGUGCCCGGAGGAGCCAACGGCACCGGCGGGGGGCUCGGGGAUAUGUGCGCCUGCAAGGAGUGGAGGCUGGAGCUGCAGACGGGACUCAGUCAGAACGUGGUUACCAAGUGGAACCUGGUGUGCGACUCGGCCUGGAAGGUGCACAUUGCCAAGUUCUCGUUGCUGGUGGGCUCCAUAUUUGGCUACCUGGUGAUGGGUGUCAUGGCUGACUGGUUUGGUCGACACCCGGUGUUGAUUCUCUCGGUGCUUUUCAUGCUGGUGUUUGGUCUGAGUGUUGCCUUCUCUGUAAACGUCACCAUGUUCAGCACCUUGCGCUUCUUUGAGGGUUUCUGCUUGGCGGGCCUCGCUCUCUCCCUCUACGUGCUCAGGAUCGAGCUCUGUUUGCCAGCCUGGCGGUUCUCCAUGACGAUGGUGGCCAGUUUCCUGAUGGUGGGCGGGCAGCUCCUGAUGCCGGGGGUGGCCGCGCUUUGCCGCAAUUGGCCACACCGCGACGACUGGCAGGUGCUGCAGAUCGUCAUCAUCAGCCCGUUCGUUCUGAUGCUGCCCUACGUCUGGAUUUUCCCCGAGUCGUUGCGCUGGUUGCUGGCCACCCAGCAGUACAGGCGAGCCAAACCCAUGAUGCUGAACAUCGCCAGGAAGAACCAGGUGGACACGACGACCGAGCCCAGCGGGGUUCUCGCAGAGCUGGAGCAGGAGCUGCACAAGAGACCCCAGAGGACCUGCAUCGUCAAGAUGAUGAGCACCAGGAACCUGUGGAAAAACAUCGUGGUGCUGUGUGUCAACUCCCUGACCGGUUACGGGAUCCACCACUGCUUCGCCCGCAGCAUGCUGGACCCGGAGGCGCAGCCCACCGCGCUGUGCCACGCGGACUACUACACCAUGGCCGGCAUCGCGGUGGCCACCUGCCUGGCCGUGUGCCCCGCCGUGGGGCUGAUGGGACGCCGCGGAGGGCUCCUCACCUUCAUGAUCAUCACGGCCCUGGCGUCACUGCUGCAGCUGGGUUUACUCAACCUAAUUGGGAAGUACAGCCUUCGCCACGACACAGUUCUGCGCGACAGCCUGAACAGGAAGUUCUCGGUGGCCUUCUCCAUCAUCGGGAUGUUCUCCUCGCACGCCGUCAGCACGCUCAGCAUUUUCUUUUGUGCCGAGAUCACUCCGACGGUCAUCAGGGGCGGAGGCCUGGGCCUGGUCCUGGCGAGCGCUGGCUUCGGCAUGCUCACCGCCCCAAUCAUGGAGCUGCACAACCAGAAGGGCUACUUCCUGCACCACGUGAUCUUCGCCUGCUGCACGCUGCUGUGCAUCAUCUGCCUGCUGCUGCUGCCAGAGCCUCGGGGCCAGCCCCUGCCCGAGAGCCUGGCCGACGGCGAGACCUUCACCCGUCAGACGCUGCUCCAUCCCGGGGAGCAGCACCUCCUGCUCGCCAAGAGCGACAGGGACUACUCCCGCGUCCACGACACGCCGCUGCACCUCUCGGCCGCCGGGAGCGCCACGGUGGCGGCGGCGACCGCUCUGGCAGCGGUGCCGGCCUCGUACGCGCUGGCGACCGGCGGGGAGGUGAUUGGAAAUCGUGCCAUAGCCAAUGGGGUGUGAGCGACACAGCAAUAGUCCCACUACUGUGCUAAUAACUGCUCGAGCAUUAAUAACUUGUAAAGAAAAAGAGGAAUAUGAACCAGAUGAACUCUCGGUGAAUGGUGCGGUUUGUGAGGCGGUGACGAUAGUGAUUUUGUGUAGUUUGUAGUGAUUAUGAUUCAUUCAGGAGUUGCCAAAAAUGUUUGUCCUGAACCACGUUUACCUGAAGUCAGUGUGUUAAACGAUAUGAAGGUCGCGAGCGGCGAUUCUUUUUCUUGCUCUUGCCGAGAACGAUGAACUGGAAAAAUCCGUCUCACCAGACUAUACAUUUUUAAAAAGGCAUUGAAUUUCUACUACUGAAAUUUUCAACAUUGAAAUUCUGUGAAUUUUUUGUCUCUGAAUUUAAACCGUUCACAUUUGAAGCACAACAUUUUUGGGCCGCAUUGAAAUUAUGUGUCUGAAUUUUUUUUGCCUCUGAAUUCAACGCUGGAAAAUUUCAAUAACUGAUUUUGACUUUUGUUUUUUCAAUUUUCACAAAUUCAUAUUCAAAAAGAAUCUAAUUAUAAAAUUCAAAUCAUGUGAAUUCGAGUUGCUCAUAUUUGAUAGGCAAAAUCGAAUGUAUAAGUCCACUUAAAAAACUUAAACUGUUUUUACUUAAAAAACAGUGAAAAUCAUUUUUUCAAAUUCAGAGGCAAAAAACAUAAUUUCUAUGCAAAAAAAUGUCAGCGCUUCAAUUGUGAUGGCUUAAAUUCAGAGACAAAAAAGAAUAAUUCACAUACAGAAUUUCAAUCCUGAAAAAUGUCAGCAGCAGAAAUUCAAUGCCUUUUUGAAAAUUCCAAAGUGCGGCUUCCGUAGAAGAGGCAAAGUAGAGCAGACAAGCUGUGAAUUUUUCUUGUUUUUCGUAGUUUUCGACUCGUUGAAAAAGAGGAUUUCACUACAUCUCGUAAUUCUUUAUAAGUUAUACUUUGCACUAAACGUUAGAGACACAAUCGAGUGUUUGUGAUUUUCCAGCCAACACAUUGGAGGAUCCAGGGAGCGGCGGUUAAAACCCCCACUUCCACUCUUCUUUGCAUGAAAGGGCACAAGUGUUUUAUUUUUUACAUGUUCUCUGUUCUUUAUUUGUGGUCCCUCUCCAGGAAGUCCAAUGUGGCACUUUAUCCUCGGACGUUGAGGUCAGUGUAGACGCUGAUUUUUUUUUUUUUUUACAAAUUUGAUUUAAACGAGCAUUACCGCUGCCGUCGUCGUGGGAGUAUGAUGGUUGUCUGACGCCACGAAAAACAGCCGGAGACCUCGGCACAGACGGAGACUGCGGUUUAAACGCUUAAAAAAAACAAAACCUGAGAGUUGAACAGACACAAAGUCGUCGAACUACACGUAUAAAUGUCUUAUGACGCAUCUCAGCAAUCAAAAUGGCUUUAUCGCGAUUGGCUCCGUUCUUUUCUAACGGAAAAAACAGAGUGAACGUAAUUUAUGAAAAAACUGUAUUUAUUUUUUUCUCAUGCUGCCAAGGGGCAAUUUUUGUUGCUUGAAAUGACUUUACCUUUAAUUUUAGCAAAUAUUUCCACUCCCCGUUCUCUGUGCUGUGGUAACGUCGUCAUCCUGCUCCUGGGAAUAUUUAACAUCUGGCCAGAAAGCACAAUAUUUUACAGUAAUUUUUCAAAAUAAACAUUUGUGAAGAUUAGAGUAGAGCAGCGUUAUAGACCCUGGUCCUAGUUGUGAUUACUGUACAUUUAUACACUUUUACUACGUAAGUGUCCCUUAGGACUGUGUGAGGUUAAUGCAUCAUCAUCAACCUUAUACUUUUAUAGGAUAUAAUAUGCACAUUGAAUAUUAGAUUAAACCAUUUUUUCGUCCAGAUCUACAGAAUUUUUAAAAAACAUUGAUCGUCCACCUUUUUGGGGUUUUUUUAAGUCACAUUUAGGACACGCUACGUUAAUUUUUUUAAACACAAUGUUACGGUUUGGUAGUUUGUAUGUUUUCCCACAGUCAAAAACACUCGGAGGAAAUAAUAAUAAUUGUAAAAAAAAAAAGAAAACACAACUGAACUCAACAACUAACGCUGUUUUUUCGAAGUGUUAUUUUUUUAAUACGAUGCAUUUGUACAAAAAAACGUAGGCCUACAUGUUUUGAUAAUGAACCACUUAAUUUAUUAUGUCAAUAAAAAGAACACUCGA